Molecule: messenger RNA, 1071 nt
Organism: Parastagonospora nodorum SN15
Lineage: Eukaryota; Fungi; Ascomycota; Dothideomycetes; Pleosporales; Phaeosphaeriaceae
Exons: 4
Coding region: 1-921 (306 amino acids)
Biological process (GO): tricarboxylic acid cycle; aerobic respiration; respiratory electron transport chain
Cellular component (GO): mitochondrial membrane
Molecular function (GO): 2 iron, 2 sulfur cluster binding; electron transfer activity
Source: RefSeq, a predicted model, not a curated record
AUGGCUUCACUACGCGCAUUUACUCGCCUGGCUACGCGACGGACAGCCGUGCGGCCCGCUGCCUUCACCCGCGGUUUCGCCUCCGUGAGCGAUGUCCACGCCCGCGAGCCCAUUUCCAAGACAGCCGAAGCGAUUGUACCAGAUGCAGCCCGCAAACCCGUCCCGGAGACCAAGACGUCGACACAGGGCGAGCCUGAGCUGGAGAAGGGCGCCAAGGUCAAGACAUUCCACAUCUACCGAUGGAACCCCGACGAGCCAACCUCCAAGCCCAAGAUGCAGUCGUACGAGCUCGACCUCAACAAGACCGGACCCAUGAUGCUCGACGCAUUGAUCAGGAUCAAGAACGAGGUCGACCCGACUUUGACAUUCAGGCGGAGUUGCCGAGAGGGAAUUUGCGGAAGUUGUGCCAUGAAUAUUGACGGUGUCAACACACUGGCAUGUCUUUGCCGCAUUCCCACAGACACUGCCAAGGAGACUCGCAUUUACCCACUCCCGCACAUGUACGUCGUCAAGGACCUUGUCCCUGACAUGACGCUCUUCUACAAGCAGUACCGCUCCGUCAAGCCCUACCUGCAGCGCACAACACCUGCGCCAGACGGCCGCGAAUACCGCCAAACAAAGGAAGACCGCAAGAAGCUCGACGGCCUCUACGAAUGCAUUCUCUGCGCCUGCUGCUCCACUUCCUGCCCAUCGUACUGGUGGAACCAGGAGGAGUACCUCGGCCCCGCCGUCCUGCUCCAAUCGUACCGCUGGAUCGCCGACUCGCGUGACGAGAAGCUGGCCGAGCGACAGGAUGCGCUUAACAACAGCAUGAGCUUGUACCGUUGCCACACCAUUCUCAACUGCUCGCGGACAUGCCCCAAGGGACUGAACCCCGCGUUGGCGAUUGCCGAGAUCAAGAAGAGCAUGGCUUUCACUUAGAUUUGAUGCGGAAGAGGAAGGAUGAAAGAUGAAAGAAAAGGAAGGAAUUGCAUGAACGGGUACUUUUUUCUAUGUACAUAAGUGCGUUUCGGCACUUCUGGUCGACUUUGUAUUUUUGAGUGUGUAAGCGAAUACAUUACAGUAAACUCA